AGAGAGGGCUCCGGCGCCAGAGUCACACACACUCAGCUGAAUAGCGGGACUGUUCUCUUUCCCAAGCGGAGCCUCAUAUCUGUGUCUGUGUUUCCCGGCUCUCCGCUCAUGUGGACGUUUCCUCUCUGUCUCUCCCUCUCGAAACACUUGAUCCAGCAAUCCCAACCGCGCACACCACUAGACCACACCAAAAGCCCCGCUCAACUAACGGGACAGAAGCAGUAGCGAUGGUCGGCUUUAGGACACUGUUCCCGGGACUGCUGCUGCUGCUCGCUGGGCUGCCGGGGGGAGAAGCACGGGGACGGGAGAGGGUGUAUUACGUGGGAAUCAAAGAGAUCAACUGGGACUACGCUCCGACUGGCAUGAACCUCAUCAACGGGAAACAAAUAGCGGACGAUGAGCAUGCUUCAUUGUUCCUCCAGAGUGGUCCCCAGCGUAUUGGCAGUGUGUAUAAGAAGGCUGUGUACAGGCAGUACACGGAUGCCUCCUACCUCAUCGAGGCCCCCCGGCCCGGCUGGCUGGGUUACCUGGGGCCUGUGCUGCGGGCAGAGGUUGAUGAUGUCAUCAUUGUGCACUUGAAGAACUUUGCCUCCAGAAACUACUCCAUGCACCCUCAUGGGGUCUUCUACGAGAAGGACUCAGAGGGGGCGCUGUAUCCAGACGGUACAUCAGACAGACUGAAGCAGGAUGACAGUGUUGGCCCCGGGGCCAGCUAUACGUACCGCUGGGAGGUGCGUCCUGAGUUCUCCCCUACAGAGGGAGACGCAGCCUGUCUGACCUGGGUAUACCACUCACAUGUAGAGGCUCCUAGAGAUAUCACUUCUGGACUCAUAGGAGCUCUGCUCACCUGCAAGAAAGGUAUCCUGACACAGGAGGGUCGUGUAGAUGUAGACAGAGACGUUGUUCUGAUGUUCAACGUGGUGGAUGAGUCUAUGAGCUGGUACCAGGAACACAACAUCCAGACCUUCUGUUCUGACCCCGCCUCCGUCGACCCUGAUGACCCAGACUUCCAGGAGUCCAACAUGAUGCAUGCCAUAAAUGGGUAUAUGUAUGGCAACCUGCUUGACAUGAAGCUGUGUCAGGGGCGCAGGGUGGCAUGGCACCUGUUUGGGAUGGGCAACGAGGUGGACAUACACUCCGCAUACUUCCAGGGCAACACCCUAUUGGACCGUGGUCACCGUGCCGACACACUCAGCCUGUUCCCGGCAACCUUCGUCACCGCGGCGAUGGUUCCCUUGGCGACCGGGAAAUGGCUGCUGAGCUGUCAGGUCAACGACCAUCUACAGGCCGGUAUGCAGGCUCUGUAUGAGGUGGUAUCCUGUGAUGAUGAUGUCAGCCCCUCAGCAGCCCCCCCUGCUGGCCCAGUCAGGAAGUACUACCUUGCAGCAGAGACCAUUACCUGGGACUAUGCUCCUACUGGGAUGGAUACACACACCAACCUCUCCCUCACACUGCCCGACAGUCCCUCUGAGGUGUUCUUCGGUAGUGGUGAUGGCAGGAUAGGCGGCCGCUAUAUGAAGGUGGUGUAUCGGGGCUACACAGACGACACCUUCACUACCAGACAACCUCUGACCCCUGAAACACAACACCUGGGAAUACUGGGCCCGGUGCUGAGGGCUGAGGUAGGGGACAUCCUACAGGUGGUGUUUCUGAACAAGGCAGACAGGAACUACAGUAUCCAGCCUCACGGCCUCCACUUCGACAAACAAUACCAGGGAACCAGUUACCAAGACGGUGUAGAGAAGCCAGGCUCAGCUGUGUCUCCAGGCUCCAGGUUCACCUAUACCUGGAAGGUGUUGGAUGGUCCCUCCCUCUCUGACCCUCCCUGUUUGUCCUACCUGUACUACUCUGGCUCCUCCCCUGUAGAGGACACCAACGCAGGCCUGUCCGGACCAUUACUGGUCUGUAGGCCUGGAGCACUGGGGGACCACGGCAAGCAGAGGAACGUGGACAGGGAGUUGUUCCUGCUGUUCUCUGUCAUGGAUGAGAACCUGAGCUGGUACCUUCAGAGAAACAUAGAGACCUAUGGAUCGGACCAGUCAGACCCAGACAACCAAGACUUUCAGGAGAGCAACAAUAUGCACGCGGUGAAUGGCUUCAUGUACGGAAACCUUCCAGGCCUGGAUAUGUGUUCCGGGGACAGGGUUUGGUACACCUUUGGGCUGGGUACGGAGGUGGAUAUCCAUGGGGUGUACUGAGGGAACACCUUCCAGAGACACGGUACUACCAGAGAUACACUCAGCCUGUUCCCCCACACCACCGCUGCAGUCAGCAUGCUGCCACACACACCUGGUGUAUUUGAGGUGAGCUGCAGAGUGACUGACCACUAUAAUGGAGGGAUGAGACAGCAGUACUCUGUGAAGCCCUGCUCACCCGAGCAGCGUGAACACACACACGCCCGUGCCUCGUCCGUGGUUCGCUACUACAUCAGCGCAGAGGAGGUGGAGUGGGACUACUCACCUAACCGGGCCUGGGAACUGGAGAAACAUCACGCUACAGAGGAGGACAGUCCAGGCAGUAUAUUCGUGGGCAGAGAGAAUCGUAUUGGUCCACGCUAUAAGAAGGCGGUGUAUAGACAGUACACUGAUGACACCUUCAGGACACAGACGGAACUGCAACCUGAACAACUGCACCUCGGCAUUCUGGGUCCUAUCAUCAGGGUGGAGGUGGGAGAGGAGGUUCUGAUCACCUUUAAGAACAGAGCCAGCCGUCCGUACUCUAUACACGCUCACGGAGUGGUCACUACCGACACACACACACCUGUCCAGCCAGGAUACAUGACAGAGUUCAGAUGGGAGGUCCCAGAGAAAUCUGGUCCAGGAGUCUCUGAUCCUAACUGUAUCUCCUACGCGUACUACUCUACUGUUGACUUCGUCAAGGACGUGUUCAGCGGUCUCUUGGGUCCCCUGGUGGUCUGCAGACAGGGAGUACUGCAGCGUGGAGCUGAGGAGGGGACGAGGAAGAGGAGGGACGUGGAGAGGGAGUUUGCUCUGCUCUUCAUGGUGUUUGAUGAGAAUGAGUCCUGGUACCUGGAAGACAACAUCAGAACUUACCUCCACACUGACCCCAGUAACUUCACCGUGGACGACAACUUUAUAGAGAGCAACAAGAUGCACGGUAUAAAUGGUAAGCUGUAUGGAAACCUUCAUGGUCUGACCAUGUCUAAUGGCCAGACAGUGGACUGGUAUCUACUAGGGAUGGGCAACGAGGUCGACAUUCACACUGUCCACUUCCACGCUGAGACCUUCACUUAUAAAAUGGACAGUGUGCACCGCGCGGAUGUGUUUGACCUGUUCCCGGGGACGUUUCAGACGGUCCAGAUGACUGCAGGGAACCCUGGGACAUGGCUGUUGCACUGCCACGUUGCCGACCACAUCCACGCUGGAAUGGAGACUACUUUCACCAUCACGGAGAAAACAUCACAUGCACCUGGUAUUGGAGGUUCCAUCUCCACUCUGCUACUGCCACUAUUACUGACCCUUCUCCACUAGACUACUCUGUGUGUGUGUGUGUGUGUGUGUGUGUGUGUGUGUGUGUGUGUGUGUGUGUGUGUGUGUGUGUGUGUGUGUGUGUGCAUACAUACGUGUGCGUGUGUUCAUAAUGCAUUAUCAGUCAAUGUAAUCAGCUAUCAAACCAAUCAGUCCUACAAUAGAUAAAAUGAUGAUGAUUGACAGAUCCAUACUACACAGCUUCACCAUCCAGUCAUCCCAUGUUACAGCUUUAUCAUAGAAUUAGGAAGUAGAAUCCUAGAAUGGACAUGAACCUUCUUAUGAUGGCAUAAAAGGUCAGCCAUGUUGGUCAGGGAGAUGAUCAACCGUGGUUUGCCAGUGCUGUUAUAAUUUGUAAAGCAAUGAAUUUGAAGAAUUCGCAUUGUACACAGUGCAUUCGGAAAGUAUUCAGACCCCUUGACUUUUUUCCACCAAAACAUUUUUACGUUACAGACUUGUUCUUAAGUUGUUUAAAUUGUUUUUUUCUUUCCCCUCAUUAAUCUAUCAACACAUUGCCUCAUAAUGACAAAGCAAAAUCUGUUUUUUAGGAAUGUUUGCAAAUGUAAAUAAAAGAAUACAUACAUUUCACAUUUAUACAUUUAUAUAAGUAUUCAGACCCUUUUACUCAGUACUUUUUUGAAGCACUUUUGGCAGCGAUUACAGCCUUAAGUCUUCUUGGGAAUGACUCUACAAGCUUGGCACACCUGUAUUUGGGGAGUUUCUCCCAUUCUUCUCUGCAGAUCCUCUCAAACUCUGUCAGGUUGGAUGGGGAGCGUCGCUGCACAGCUAUUUUCAGAUGUUUGAUCGUGUUCAAGUCCGGGCUCUAGCUGGCCCACUCAAGGACAUCCAGAAACUUGUCCCGAAGCAACUCCUGCUUCUUGGCUGUGUGCUUCGGGUCGUUGUCCUGUUGGAAGGUGAACCUUCGCCCCAGUCUGAAGUCCUGAGUGCUCUGGAGCAGGUUUUCAUCAAGGAUCUCUGUACUUUUCUUCGUUAAUCAUUCCCUCGAUCCUGACUAGUCUCCCAGUCCCUGUUGCUGAAAAACAUCCACUCAGCAUGAUGCUGCCUCCACCAUGCUUCACCGUAGGGAUGGUGCCAGGUUUCCUACAGACGUGACGCUUGGCAUUCAGGCCAAAGAGUUCAAUCUUGGUUGCAUCAGACCAGAGAAUCUUGUUUCUUUAGUCCUUCAACUGCCUUUUGGCAAACUCCAACUCUGUCUGGCCACUCUAUCAUAAAGGCCUGAUUGGCGGAGUGCUGCAGAGAUGGUUGUCCUUCUGGCCACUUAACCAUAAAGGCCUGAUUGGUGGAGUGCUGCAGAGAUGGUUAUCCUUCUGGCCACUUAACCAUAAAGGCCUGAUUGGUGGAGUGCUGCAGAGAUGGUUGUCCUUCUGGAAGGUUCUGCCAUCGCCACAGAGGAACUCUGGAGAUCUGUCAGAGUGACCAUCAGGUUCUCGGUCACCUCCCUGACCAAGGCUCUUCUCCCCCCAUUGCUCAGUUUGGCCGGGCGGCCAGCUCAAGGAAGAGUCUUGGUGGUUCCAAACUUCUUCCAUUUGAGAAUGAUGGAGGCCACUGUGUUCUUGGGGACCUUCAAUGUUUUGGUACCCUUCCCCAGAUCUGUGCCUCGACACAAUCCUGUCUUGUAGCUCUACGGACAAUUCCUUCGACCUCGUGGCUUGGUUUUUGCUCUGACAUGCAUUGUCAACUGUGGGACCUUAUAUAGACAGGUGUGUGACUUUCCAAAUCAUGUCCAAUCAAUUGAAUUUACCACAGGUGUACUCCAAUCAAGUUGUAGAAACAUCUCAAGGAUGAUCAAUGGAAACAGAAUGGACCUGAGCUCAAUUCCGAGUCUCAUAGCAAAGGGUCUGAAUACUAAUGUAAAUAAUAUUAAUAUUAAUAAUAAUAAUAAUAAUAAUAAUAAUAUUUGCAAACACCUAAAAACCUUUAUCAAUUUUAGAAUAGGGCUGUAAUGUAAAAUGAAAUUGGAAAAAGUGAAAGGGUCUGAAUACUUUCUGAAUGCACUGCAUUUGUUAGCUCGCUAGCUAUUCAGUUGUACAGGAAUGAUUCCAUUAACUGUAUGUGUUAGCGCGCUAGCUAUUCAGUUGUACAGGAAUGAUUCCAUUAACUGUAUGUGUUAGCGGGCUAGCUAGCCAGUUGUACAGGAAUGAUUCCAUUAACUGUAUGUGUUAGCGCGCUAGCUAUUCAGUUGUACAGGAAUGAUUCCAUUAACUGUAUGUGUUAGCGCGCUAGCUAUUCAGUUGUACAGGAAUGAUUCCAUUAACUGUAUGUGUUAGCGGGCUAGCUAGCCAGUUGUACAGGAAUGAUUCCAUUAACUGUAUGUGUUAGCGCGCUAGCUAUUCAGUUGUACAGGAAUGAUUCCAUUAACUGUAUGUGUUAGCAGGCUAGCUAUUCAGUUGUACAGGAAUGAUUCCAUUAACUGUAUGUGUUAGCGCGCUAGCUAUUCAGUUGUACAGGAAUGAUUCCAUUAACUGUAUGUGUUAGCGGGCUAGCUAGCCAGUUGUACAGGAAUGAUUCCAUUAACUGUAUGUGUUAGCGUGCUAGCUAUUCAGUUGUACAGGAAUGAUUCCAUUAACUGUAUGUGUUAGUGCGCUAGCUAGCCAGUUGUACAGGAAUGAUUCCAUUAACUG
Molecule: messenger RNA, 6130 nt
Organism: Oncorhynchus keta (chum salmon)
Lineage: Eukaryota; Metazoa; Chordata; Actinopteri; Salmoniformes; Salmonidae
Product: ferroxidase HEPHL1-like
Biological process (GO): iron ion transport
Cellular component (GO): plasma membrane
Molecular function (GO): ferroxidase activity; copper ion binding
Source: RefSeq, a predicted model, not a curated record